AGUGCAAUUGAAGCAAAACCAAGAACUUGGUCGGGUUCUCACGCUAGACAGACUAUCAGACUGGGAAAGGAGUUGUCGUGGCGCUGAUGUUAUGAUAUUUAACUCUGGUCACUGGUGGCUCCACAAUGUCCAGAGGUGGGAAUUGUUUCAAUAUAGAGGAAAGCUUUGGGAGAACAUGAAGAUUCGUUCAGCAUUUCUGAAGGCAAUGAAGACCUGGUCUCGUUGGAUUGAUCACAACGUCGACAAGAGCAGUACAAAGGUAUUUUUUCGAGGCUUAACAGCACUACACUAUAGUAAAGAGUGGUGUUACAAUCGAAAACAACCCAUUAAAGAUGAGUCCUUUCAAUUUCUCAAUCCAAUUGGAGACAUUGUUGAGAGAAUAAUUGGACGCAUGAGGACACCAGUAACGUACUUGAAUGUCACAAAACUAACUCAGUACCGAAUAGAUGCACAUACAUCUGUUUAUACAAUAAGGCAAGGGAAGCUGCUGACACCAAAGCAACGAAGAAAACCACAUUCCUAUGCUGAUUGCAGUCAUUGGUGCUUGCCCGGAGUGCCGGAUACAUGGAACAGUCUACUGUAUGCAUCUAUGGUCAUGGACGACUCUAGUGACAGUAGUACUUUUAGUAUUUAAUAUCUGGCCGUUUGCUGUUUUAUUGAUGUCUAGCUAAAUAGAUUGUUUUCCUCUGCCAUAAAACAAAAAUAUUCAAAAUGCUGCCUAAAUUGAU
This is a messenger RNA of Carya illinoinensis, 728 nucleotides long. RefSeq names its product protein trichome birefringence-like. Gene Ontology annotation, molecular function: O-acetyltransferase activity. Bases 92 to 634 code for a protein of 180 amino acids. The transcript is spliced from 2 exons. Gene Ontology annotation, cellular component: Golgi apparatus. NCBI's taxonomy places the organism in Eukaryota, Viridiplantae, Streptophyta, Magnoliopsida, Fagales, Juglandaceae. The record is from RefSeq and is a predicted model, not a curated record.